Molecule: messenger RNA, 1152 nt
Organism: Oncorhynchus gorbuscha (pink salmon)
Lineage: Eukaryota; Metazoa; Chordata; Actinopteri; Salmoniformes; Salmonidae
Product: ankyrin-3-like
Exons: 5
Biological process (GO): protein localization to T-tubule; regulation of cardiac muscle contraction
Cellular component (GO): T-tubule
Molecular function (GO): protein binding
Source: RefSeq, a predicted model, not a curated record
GAGGGAGGAAGAAGGGAUGAGAGAAAGAGAGGGAACAGAGGGAGGAAGGACUUAAAACACAUGAUAUCAGUCUGGUUGGUUAAGAACAAGGGGAACCAGUAAAGGACUUACUGUUUUCUACCAAAAAGGGAUUUUUACGACAUCAUCACAUUUACUGGUAUUUCAGUCCAGACAACUUCCAGGUGACUACCAGGUGACUACCAGGUGACUACCAGGUGACCAACUACAUUCAACACAUGCCAGACAAGACAAUUGAGGCAAUACAACUGGCUCAUUAGCAUGCAUAGAUGAAUACAUAGAUAAUAGACAUGGAAACUCGAUUAAUAAUUGAUCUAUUGGAUACUCAUGGCACCAGCUCCGUGUCAUUGACUAGACUGAAGACUGGACCUCAAGAGAACCUCUAGCUCCGUAUCGUUGACUAGACUUGAGACUGGACCUCAAGAGAACCUCUAGCUCCAUACUUCAUAACUAGUCUACUAGUGUUUUUACCUAAAGGACAGACGGAGAGUGUGUCUGAGAAAGUGUGUGUGUGAGAGUUAGAGAGGGAGAGUUUAAGCGAAAGACCGUUUUGCUUGACUAAACGUCAGCUAGAAAGAGUGUGUGGUGUGUAGUGUGUGUGUGUGAGCCAUGGCCCACGCGGCAGCUCACCUGAAGAAGGCUCGUGAGUUAGAGCAGCCUCCCGAGCUCAGAGCCAUACAGAAAGCCAGGGAGAGACGCAGACGACACAGAGAGAGAGCAGAGCGCCAACGCCAGUCUGACAGUAACACUAGUUUCCUGCGUGCUGCGAGGGCGGGGAACCUGGACAAGGUUCUGGAGUUCCUGAAAGACGGAGUUGACAUCAGUACCUGUAACCAGAACGGUCUGAAUGCGCUGCACCUGGCAGCUAAGGAGGGCCAUGAGGACCUGGUGGAAGAACUACUGGAGAGAGGCUCCGCCGUCGACUCUGCUACUAAGAAAGGGAACACAGCCCUCCACAUCGCCUCAUUGGCCGGACAGAAGGAAGUGGCUCGACUGCUGCUGAAGAGAGGAGCCGACAUCAACGCCCAAUCACAGAAUGGCUUCACUCCUCUCUACAUGGCAGCCCAGGAGAACCACCUGGAGGUGGUCAGAUACCUGCUGGAGAAUGGAGGCAACCAGAGCGCUGCUACUGAG